GGCCGGUCCGAGGGCGGAACGCGCGGCCCGAGGUGAGGGACCGCGGGCGGUGAGCGGACGGCCGCAGGGGCCGGCGCGCGGGCCGGCGAGGAACGUGCGCCCGGCGAGGAGUCGUGCACUGAGCCACCGCCGCCGCCGCCAGACCCCAGCCUGCGCGGGGCUCCGUGCCGGGAGGCGGCGGCCAGGCCGAGUCCCAGCCCAGCCGGGCAGGGGGAGCCCUCGACGGCGACCAGCCCGGCGAGGGGGCCAGAGAAGGAGGACAAGGAGGAAGGGCGGCCUCACCGGGGACCCGGCAAUGGCGCUCGACUUUCUGGCUGGAUGCGCUGGGGGUGUGGCAGGCGUGCUGGUGGGACACCCGUUUGACACAGUCAAGGUGAGUCUCUCGUCGUGGUUUUAUUCUCAGGCCCUUGUAGAGGUGCAGGCAUUGGAGGGAGGCCUGCAAUUGGGGGAGCUGGACACCCCUUUCCGGUGACCACCUCAGGAACCCCUCCAAGGUCCUCCCACAGGUUCUAGAAUGAAGGUAGAAUCAGGGUUCUCCCUGAUGCCCCGGUGAGCCACGGCUUGUGCACCCGGCCGAGUCGGCCUUUCCCCCCCGGGUUUGUCCCUACGUCUCCCAGCUGGGGCUGAACCUAAAAGUCCAUCCCGGGGCUUGGCCAGCUGGGACUGAGGGGCCAAAGGGCAGGUUUCCUCCCACCCAGAGCAGGGGACACCCACCCUGUCCUUACGCAGAAUUCCCCCAGACCACUUCCUGAAAGAAAGAAAAGUUCAGAGAGAAAAUAUAGAAAUACAGAACAGUCAGACCUCGUCAGCCUUUCCCGUGACUGUGAUCUUCACAGAGCGGUGGUUAUCAGGGCUGAGAAACUGCGGGCACUGGUGGCUUCAGAGCGUGGCCCCAGGGCCCCAGGCGCCCUGUUCCUCCAUCGCGAGCCCACAACUCAGCUCGCCGUUGGGUCCCAGGUUCUCCGGCGCCUCAACAGAAACCAAGGAAGUCCCAGCUGGAAAUUCCCAAAUAAGCUAGGGGCUGUCUCCAUCCAUAGCAAAUGUAACUUUGUUGUAGAUGAGCGUAAGCCUCACCCCGGAGAGCGCUAGUAAGUACAGACCAGGUGAACCCACGCUUCUCUUCUCUGUCCUCCCGGAACCAGACCCUGGACCUGGACCCUGCCCCUCCCCCUCCCCUAGACAUCCCACCCGAACUAGGGACAGGGAGGGUGCGAGGUGAGCGUGGGCCCAGCACAGGUCCUGGGGUGGGGGCCCUGGGGGCUGGUCGAGGAAAAUCAGCCCCCUCUGGGUCAAGGGGUCUUCAUGUGGGGUCUCCCAGCCCUGUGGGGAGCUGGGAGCCCCCCGGGGCUUAUGUGUGAAUGGCAACUUUUCCAGGGGUAGGUCCGUCAAUCCCCAAACGAGAUCCUAUCAUCCCCAAAUGCUGAAAACCUCAACUCUAGAUUCUACAAGACUUGGGCUGCUGGGCCACAUUUUACCCCCAAACCUGGUCCCCCAGACUCCCAGAUAGCAGGCGCUCAUCCCAGCCCUGGGGGUCAGAUAUGAAGGCAACCGGGCCCCUGCAACCUCUUGUGGGACCUGAGCUGGCCUGAGCCUGGGCGUGAAGCCACGUCCAGCCUGCCAAGACCUAAACACGCUGCCUGGGUGUCUGGAAGUCCAACCCACAGAGGGGACAGCUCCGCUUCACAUCAUGUCUGCUGACACAGCCCUCUUGGUGCCAGUGUCAGGGGCCACAGGAGGAAGAGACAGUCCCCCAGAACGUUGAAGGGAACAUGAAAAGCCUCCCAUCUCAGAAACAACCUGAGACGGAGCUCCUGAUGUUAAUACGUUCUCAGAAUUCAUUGAGUGGCUGUGCUUUUCUCCUGAGCUGGCAGCCAGGGCGGGGAGGGGUGCUGGCGUAAACGUCCUCGGUGGCCAGCUGCCUCUCAGCAGUGGCCACCAGCUGUUGAGGUCGUCGUGUGCGGAGAUGGUACUCUCUUUUUUCCUCCAAGACAUUUUCUGUAUGUGCUUUCGCCAGCACCCCCACCCCACCCUGGCCCCGCCCAACACAGCCACUCAUAUCCCUGGAGAGGACAGCCUUGACUGAGCUGCAGAGCACCUCUGAGCUGCCGUCUUCCCAUCUUUGAAAUGGCCUCGGCCAGUGAUUAUGAUGAAGCCCCUUCCUGCUGCCCAGCACAGAGGGGCGCUGACGCCAAGGCUCGGGCUGGCAUGGGGAUAAUCUCUGAGUCGGAGCUGGAGACCUGCUCCUGAGAAUGAGCCCCAACCUAGCUCACCCCCACCCCCAUGACACAGAUUCUGAGUUCAGGAAAUGUGCUCCCGCUCCACACUGUGAGGCCUGCAUAUCAAGGACAGAGAUAAGCUCUUGGUCAACAAAGAACGCUUUCACAGUGAGGUUCUGGCCCGCAGGGCUCCAAGCGCAGGGGAUCCUGAUCCCCCCAGACCCCAGAGUUGCCGACGUGGUCCCCAAGGAGGCUGUCAGCUGCUCUCCUGUCACCGCUUUACUAACUCAUGACCACUGCCCCUCAGCAGGGGCCACUGGCAGAAACCACGUGGAAGGCCGGCGAGGCCCAAGGCGCCUCGCUUUUAGCGCCUGUUGCGCGCUGCCAGCUCCUGAUGAGGGCGGUGGGUAGUGGGGUGUCAGAUCCGGAGCCCCUCUGGCAUCAGCCAUGAUUUGCUGCCGGGACAGAGGGGAGGGCUCGGGAGAUGCCUCACGCCCCACUGUCAGUCCAUCGCGCAGAGUUAGUGAAGCGGGGGUCUUGGGGGCCCCUGCCCCUCUGCAGCUGGCUGUCUCUCUGACAGCGUGCCCGUUGUAACCCUCCCCAAAGAGGCACAGACACCCAGCCCCACCCCGCCCUGCAGUUCCAAAGCCACGGAACGCUCCUUGGCUCCCUGCCUCAUGGGUCCGGCCUCGGGCCUCCCGGAGAGAGCCUCCCCGGGCCAUCCUGAGUGCUGGCCCCGGGGAGCUGGGUGCGCUGGCCCCACUUGCCCACCUUUCACUGGGCCCUCCUUCCAGGUGCGGCUCCAAGUCCAGAACGUGGAAAAGCCGCAGUACCGAGGGACCUUGCACUGCUUCCAGGCCAUCAUCAAGCAGGAAAGCGUGCUGGGCCUGUACCGGGGCCUGGGCUCGCCGCUCCUGGGGCUCACCUUCAUCAACGCGCUGGUGUUCGGCGUGCAGGGCAACACCCUGCGGGCCCUGGGCCGGGACUCGCCGCUGAACCAGUUCCUGGCGGGCGCGGCUGCGGGCGCCAUCCAGUGCGUCAUCUGCUGCCCCAUGGAGUUGGCCAAGACGCGGCUGCAGCUGCAGGACGCGGGGCCGGCGCGCACCUACCGCGGGCCCCUGCACUGCCUGGCGCAGAUCUACCGGCAGGAGGGCCUGCGCGGCGUCAACCGGGGCAUGGUGUCCACGCUGCUGCGCGAGACCCCCAGCUUCGGCGUCUACUUCCUCACCUACGACGUGCUGACGCGCGCGCUGGGCUGCGAGCCGGGCGACCGCCUGCUGGUGCCCAAGCUGCUGCUGGCGGGCGGCACGUCCGGCAUCGCGUCCUGGCUCUCCACCUACCCCGUGGACGUGGUCAAGUCGCGGCUGCAGGCCGACGGGCUGCGCGGCGCCCCGCGCUACCAGGGCAUCCUCGACUGCGUGCUCCAGAGCUACCGCGCCGAGGGCUGGCGCGUCUUCACGCGCGGGCUGGCCUCCACGCUGCUGCGCGCCUUCCCCGUCAACGCCGCCACCUUUGCCACCGUCACUGUGGUGCUCAGCUACGUGCGCGGCGAGCAGGCCCGGCCCGAGGGCGAUGCGGUGCCCAACGCCCCGGCGGGGUCCGCCCUGGCCCAGCCCUCCAGCCUGUGAUGCCCGGGACCCCAGCGCCCAGAGGGCCCGACCUCCUCCCGGGCUGCACAGACAUACAUUGGCCCCCUGCUGAUCACCCUGCCCCAGACGCCCAGACCCCGUGGGCUGUGGACUCCAUUGGACCUGAGUGGAAUUCCACUCCUCAGCUGGGUGACCCUGGUCACAAACUUGACAUCCUCGGUUUUCUCCACUGUGAAAUGGGAAUCCUCAUACCUGCCUUGUACAGUCAGGAAGCUCAGCGAUGAUGCCCCUGCAGCGCCCAGCCUGGCACUGUUACUUGGAAUCUUCCAGAAACCCAGCCACACUCCAGCCCUUCCCUGGGAUCCCAGCCACACCAUGGGGUCUCUGAUGACCCACCGAUGGGCCUGCCAGUGACUCACUAACUGCAAAUCCUCCUCCACCUGGCAGAGCUCUAGUGACACUUCUUGGCCACCUGUCCAGGCUCCUGGUGUCAUAGAACUGAAGCCUCUGCCAGUGCACCCCAGCUUCUCCACGUGGCCACGCUGGGAAUACCCCUACUGCUGCUCCCACUGGAGGGUAACCUGGGGGACCACUGAGAAGCCAUGGGACAUUCUGGAAGCUUCGUAUUAGCCUCGGGGCUGGGGUCGGGGAGUGGGCACGGCCAGUGGACGGAAAUCUCAACAGUUAAACACAGCCAUGGCAAGGCAGAGUCUUUUCACCCUCUGGGUCUGAGGCUGCCCAUCUGUAAAACGGGGACAUGGGUCAGUUGAUGUCUGGGGCUCUGGCCCACUGUCAACGGCCAGUGUUCCCCAAGGUGUGCAGAGGGGUCAGCAGGGAAAACUGGAAUCCCCACUCCCCAGGAAAUGGUGUCUUUCCCAGGCAAUCGCAGUGCUUGGUGUUCCCAUGAGUCCGUGCAGGGCCUGUACGUGGGCACAGGUACAGCCAGUUUGGGCCCUGCCAGGCCGAAGGGCAUCUGAGCUCACGCUCCAGGGGCUGUCACUAGAAGCAGGGCUGUGGCGUGUGCUUGGGGCGGCCCAGGCACAUCUGGUACAUCGUGGUCGUAAGAAUGGGCAGGGAGCCGGAUGCUUUUGCGCUAGUUGGAGGUGACUGUGGCCUCCUUUGCCCCGAGAGGCACAAGUGAUAAGCCCUCCCAGGAGGUAGGCUGUGCUCAAGGAAGACAGGACUCCCGCCUUGUACAUGUGGCAUCACUAGUGUACAGAAACUGCCAAGGGAAUAAAGUGUUCUUUGUU
Molecule: messenger RNA, 5055 nt
Organism: Hippopotamus amphibius kiboko
Lineage: Eukaryota; Metazoa; Chordata; Mammalia; Artiodactyla; Hippopotamidae
Gene: SLC25A29
Product: solute carrier family 25 member 29
Exons: 4
Coding region: 2894-3844 (316 amino acids)
Biological process (GO): mitochondrial L-ornithine transmembrane transport
Cellular component (GO): mitochondrion
Molecular function (GO): high-affinity L-arginine transmembrane transporter activity
Source: RefSeq, a predicted model, not a curated record